Molecule: messenger RNA, 894 nt
Organism: Meleagris gallopavo (turkey)
Lineage: Eukaryota; Metazoa; Chordata; Aves; Galliformes; Phasianidae
Source: RefSeq, a predicted model, not a curated record
UCAGCCUGUAUUUCUUUGUCAAAACAGCUUCCCGAACUACCCUUAUCCAGCUGGUGUUCCAUUCCCACCCACCACAAAUGUUCCAUACUAUCCUUCUCAGCCCCCUGUGACUACUGUUGGACCCAGCAGAGAUGGAACUAUCAGUGAAGACACCAUUAGAGCCUCCCUUAUUUCAGCAGUCAGUGAUAAACUGAGAUGGCGGAUGAAAGAAGAAAUGGAUCGUGCUCAAGCUGAACUCAAUGCCUUGAAGCGCACAGAAGAAGACCUGAAGAAAGGACACCAGAAACUGGAAGAGAUGGUAACUCGUCUGGAUCAAGAAGUGGCUGAAGUUGACAAGAACAUUGAACUUCUCAAAAAGAAGGAUGAGGAGCUCAGUUCUGCCUUGGAGAAAAUGGAAAGUCAAUCAGAAAAUAACGACAUAGAUGAAGUUAUCAUUCCUACGGCACCACUUUACAAGCAGAUCCUGAACUUAUAUGCAGAGGAAAAUGCAAUUGAAGACACCAUCUUUUAUCUUGGGGAAGCACUGAGGCGUGGAGUGAUAGAUCUAGAUGUCUUUUUAAAGCAUGUACGUCUUCUGUCUCGCAAGCAGUUCCAGCUGAGAGCAUUAAUGCAGAAAGCAAGGAAGACUGCUGGACUCAGUGAUCUCUACUAAACUCUCAGACUUUAACUGGGAAGUUGGAUUUACUUGUGAAGCAGCCAUUUUCUUGAUCUUUCUCUUAAUCAGUAGGUGCCCAGAAUAAGUUAUUGCAUCAUUCAACUGUAAAAUAUUUUGAAUCAAUAAUAUAUUUUCUUUUUGGUAAAUACUAGCUUUUAUUAAUGCACUUUCUAUUUCCUGUAAUCUUUGUGCUGGUGGACUUAAGCUGAAUAAAACUUGUUGCAUAUUUUCUUCCUCUA